This is a messenger RNA of Paramecium pentaurelia, 510 nucleotides long. NCBI's taxonomy places the organism in Eukaryota, Ciliophora, Oligohymenophorea, Peniculida, Parameciidae. The record is from the annotation of a GenBank genome assembly.
AUGAGUGGAAUCUCUUCUACUCUAUUUUAAGCCAUAGUUAGUUAAUAAAUUAGGUACAUUAAUAUAAUUAUUUUUAGAGUUUGGGGUUCCUUUCAUAUUGGGACAAUCGGUUAUGCCUUAUAUUUGCAAUAAUAAAUUUUUUGUAAAUAUAAAAUAUUACAAACAACAAAAGAGUUCUGUAUAAUAAUAAUUAUAAUUUUAUCUUGAUCUUCAAGUGAGUCAUGAUUACGGUCUCACUUUAAUCAAAGUAGCUAUUGUAUUAUCUGUUAUGUAUAUUACAAGUUUAAAUUUCACGGAAUUUUAAUGAUUGGAUCUCUAUUAUUUGGGGUUUAAUGCAAGAUAUUGGGGUAAUACUUUUCAUAUGAGUAAAAAAAACAACAAUAAUUACAAUUAACUAAGAGCACUAAAUAAACCUAAUUGGCUAAAUAUAUUUAUUUAUGUGCCUCAAUUAUUAUCAUCAGUAUAGAAUUGAUUGUAUUUUUCCUAUUAAAAAAUCUUAUCAAAAUUUGA